CUGUCAUUUAUCUGCUCUUGUCAACCUGUGGCUUGUUAGCUUUGCCGCUUUCCUAGUGAAUUUAUUAAUGUUUCUUAAACAAUAUUUAGCGUGAUCAUAAGAGAAAGCGAUACGAAAAGUUAUUUUUAAUACUUUGUAACUAUUCCAUUCAAAAUUGCGUCUAACGAUUCUGCAAUGUCUUCAGAUUUUUAUAUUCGUUAUUAUGUAGGCCACAAAGGUAAAUUUGGUCAUGAGUUUCUUGAAUUUGAGUUCAGGCCUGACGGGAAACUGCGAUACGCUAAUAAUUCUAAUUAUAAGAACGACACUAUGAUUAGGAAGGAAGCAUAUGUGCAUCCAUGCGUGAUGGACGAACUUAAAAGAAUCAUUGUUGAUUCUGAAAUAAUGCAUGAAGACGAUCGUCUGUGGCCUCAACCUGACCGAGUUGGCAGACAGGAGCUUGAAAUAGUUAUUGGUGAAGAGCACAUUUCAUUCACUACCUCCAAGACUGGGUCACUGGUAGAUGUCAACCAAUCCAGAGAUCCUGAAGGCUUGCGGUGUUUCUAUUAUUUGGUGCAAGAUCUCAAAUGUCUUGUAUUCUCUCUUAUAGGACUACAUUUCAAGAUCAAACCCAUAUAAUUUUUAAUAUUUUUUAAGUAAAAUAAACGAGUUUCAUACUUA
This is a messenger RNA of Danaus plexippus (monarch butterfly), 657 nucleotides long. RefSeq names its product protein mago nashi homolog (gene mago). NCBI's taxonomy places the organism in Eukaryota, Metazoa, Arthropoda, Insecta, Lepidoptera, Nymphalidae. Gene Ontology annotation, biological process: RNA splicing. Bases 175 to 615 code for a protein of 146 amino acids. The transcript has 2 exons. Gene Ontology annotation, cellular component: nucleus; catalytic step 2 spliceosome; exon-exon junction complex. The record is from RefSeq and is a predicted model, not a curated record.